AUGUCUCUUUCUGGCAAAGUCACCCUCAUCACCGGCGGUGGGAAGAACCUGGGCGCUGCGAUUGCAAGCCUCUUCGCCGCCGAUGGAGCUCACCUUGCCUUGCACUACAACUCCGCUUCGUCCAAGGAUGCAAGUGAGUCGUUUGCAGCCCAGAUAUCGUCAAAGUACACCAACAUCAAGGUGAAGACAUAUCAGGGAGAUCUCACGAAAGUUUCAAAUGUCACGACAUUGUUUGACGCUGUUCAGAAAGACUUUGGCGGUAAGAUCGACAUAGUCAUCAACACCGUCGGCAAGGUGCUGAAGAAACCCCUGGCGGAGAUCUCAGAGAAGGAAUAUGAUGAAAUGUUCGCCGUCAACUCCAAGUCGGCCUUCUUCAUCACCCAGGAAGCCGCCAAACGUGUCACCCAAGGUGGCAAGAUCAUCAACACCGUCACCAGUCUGUUGGCCGCCUACACGCCUCUGUACUCGAGCUACCAGGGAUCAAAAGCUCCCGUGGAAUUCUUCACCAAAGGUCUGAGCAAGGAAUUGAUGCCAAAGAGCAUCAGCGUCAACGCUGUGGCCCCUGGACCCAUGGAUACUCCUUUCUUCUACGGCCAGGAAACGCCCGAAGCAGUCGCAUUCCACAAGUCCAAUGCAAUCGAUGGACGAUUGACUUUUGUGAGCGACAUUGCGCCGAUUUACAAAUUCCUCUGCACCGAGGGUGCUUGGAUCAAUGGCCAAACGCUCUUUGCCAAUGGAGGUUAUACGAGCCGCUAG
This is a messenger RNA of Exophiala spinifera, 756 nucleotides long. RefSeq lists its product as uncharacterized. The transcript has 4 exons. The record is from RefSeq and is a predicted model, not a curated record. Lineage: Eukaryota; Fungi; Ascomycota; Eurotiomycetes; Chaetothyriales; Herpotrichiellaceae. The coding region runs from base 1 to 756 and encodes 251 amino acids.